Meloidogyne enterolobii is the source of this 1195-nucleotide messenger RNA. The record is from the annotation of a GenBank genome assembly. Lineage: Eukaryota; Metazoa; Nematoda; Chromadorea; Rhabditida; Meloidogynidae.
CGUCGAAAUACCAAACAGCCAAAAUGCCAAAUCUCCAAAAGCCGUUGAAAUACCAAACGGUGGAAAUGUCGAUCUUUUUGUUCUUUGCAGGCUUAUUGUUAAUUUUAGGACAUUUUUGUUUUGGUUAUUAUUUAAUUACAUAAAUGACAUCGAGAAUUCAUUCCAAAUUAUGUCAAUUGUUGAAAAGACAAAAAAAUGUUGAUAAAGAAAAAGAAGUGAAAAUUGCGCCAAUAGAGCAAAUAAAUGUUGAAGAAGAAGGAUUAAAUGUUGUUGAACUAGAUGUGGGUUCUACCCAAAAAGGAGGAUUGUCGUUGUGGUAUAAUUCGUAUCGCUAUAUAUUUACAUCCAAAAAUUGCAAAUCCUGGCGCUGCUCCGAUCGGCCUUGUUCGGCAAAAGUUAGUGUGCUUUCAAUUGAGGGCGAUCAUGCUCGAGGUAUUCUAAUGGGAGAGCAUGAUCAUGUUGGAGAUCCUGUUGGGCUUGAGGUCGAGAAGAGACGUAAGGUUUUCAAUGAAAGAAUACGAGAAAAUCCAACAGUGAAGACUAGGAAUUUGGCUGAAGAGUUAAGAAAAGGGACAUCUGAAGAUACGGAAUUGUUAGUUAGAUUUGGCACGGAUAAUGCAGUCCAACAACGAGCAGCAAGGAUGCGCAAAAAGGCAAUUGGACGUGUUACUAAAAGACAGUUGGAAAUGGGAACAGCUACAAGUUUUAAGAAAAAGAAUAGUGAAUGCGAAAAGGAUGAUUCAAGUCUUUUCGAUUUUGCCCAGUCUUUGUAUAAAAAGUGGGAAGAAAUGGGACUUGUACAACUAUGGAACAAUGGAGAAAUUGAAGGGAAAUCGGCAAGAGAAUCUUUUCGUUGUCUACUUGCUUUAACUUUAAUCCCAAUUCAACAUGUGCGGCGGGCUUUUUGUUUACUAAUGGAGGAAUCUCCACUUGGAUUAGAGGACUAUUUUGCAUAUUUUUGUAGCGCCUACAUUGGAAUGACAGAAUUUGAGAAUCAGUUGGGUUCUAGCGCUUUCAGACCAGGAAUUGAAAUGGAACGCGCCUCUCAUAUUGGCUUUGGUUUAACAACUUCCGCAUCUCUUGCUGAAUGUAAAUAUUCCUGUUUGUUUAAAUAAUUUUUCUAUUCUAGCUCGUUUUGGUUCAUUUGCUUCAACUUCUUUGUCUACAAAUUUUGAACCUGCCAGUGGAACAUUUG